Rhododendron vialii is the source of this 2388-nucleotide messenger RNA. Its product is annotated as BRCA1-associated RING domain protein 1-like. Bases 66 to 2183 code for a protein of 705 amino acids. The transcript has 13 exons. Gene Ontology annotation, cellular component: BRCA1-A complex; BRCA1-BARD1 complex; plasma membrane. The record is from RefSeq and is a predicted model, not a curated record. Lineage: Eukaryota; Viridiplantae; Streptophyta; Magnoliopsida; Ericales; Ericaceae. Gene Ontology annotation, molecular function: ubiquitin-protein transferase activity. Gene Ontology annotation, biological process: double-strand break repair via homologous recombination; positive regulation of transcription by RNA polymerase II; negative regulation of fatty acid biosynthetic process.
ACACUGAUGGAGUAAGAGAGAGAAGUUGUAGUACGCUCCAGUAUUCAUCAGAGAGAACAGUACCAAUGGCGGAAUCUCCCAACAAGUUGCUCAACCCAUCAGGGCUGCUUCUCCAUUUCCAGAAACUCGGUCUCGAGCUCAAAUGCCCUCUCUGCCUAAACCUGCUUAACAGGCCUGUUUUGCUCCCAUGCGAUCACGUCUUUUGCGGUUUAUGCAUAACGAGAUCGUCAGAGGCUGUGUCCGAGUGUUCUGUGUGCAAACAACCGUACGCUGAUCGAGAUGUAAGACCAGCACCCUACAUGGAAAGUUUGGUUACCAUCUAUAAAAGCUCACAUGCAACUUUCAGCAAUACUGGAAGGGUGACACAACAGUCCCCUCCUCCAAUAAACACUUUUGUUGAUAACGGAUUGAAGGAGUUACCUGAAACACCUCAAGAUGGAAAUUCGAGCAACCGGUCAUUGACAAUGGCUGAACGACUUCAGGCUCUAAUUAACCAAUCUGUUGAAGGCAGGAGUAAGUUGACACAGAAAUUUGAAUCUGACAAAUCAACUCCGCCAAUCUCUAGUAAGGAGCAAUGUGGAAAGUUUGAAGAGCCUGAAACAGAGGGAAUGAAUGUAAACCAUGUCUUGAAGUCGUCACCGGGACCUCCUUCCUUUGAUUUCAGAGUCAGAGAAGAUGACCCCGGUGAUCCUGUCAGCAGCACUUUUGUUGCUGAAUUGAAGUGUGGAUUGAUAUUUUCGCAGAGUACGCGAAAACAUCCAGCUGAGACUAUGGGAUUAGUCGAGGACAACUCUGAUAAGAGAGGAGGCGAAACGAAUAACAGUACUUCACCUGGAACCCCAGAAAGUGAUGCCAGGGACAGCAAAAGACGAAAGAAAUCAAACCACGGGUCCUUUGAUACGGAAAUGAAAAGCAAUGGUUGUACUCAACCAAAUGUCCUUCAGUCUGAAUUUGUAGCAACUUCAAAACUGGAAUCUCAAUUGGGAGAACUCUCCGGUGAAAGGCUGCCUAAAAUAUUGGAUUCAAGGGAUAAAAAAAGGAGUCGAUGUGCUUUUUGCCAGACUGCUGACUUGACAGACAUAACUGGGCCUAUGUUACAUUACGACAAGGGGAAGGAGGUGAAAGGACACAGAGCAACAAAAGCCAAUGUUAUACAUGUUCACAAGACAUGCAUUGAAUGGACACCUCAAGUUUAUUUUAUCGGUGAAACAAUUAAAAAAUUGAAGGAAGAGGUGGCAAGGGCUGCUAAGCUAAAAUGCAGCAGGUGUGGGCUAAGAGGAGCACCUCUUGGUUGCUUUGAAAAGUCAUGCCGCAAAAGUUAUCAUGUGCCUUGUGCGGUUAAAAUUGAUGAUUGCAGAUGGGACGUGGAGGACUUUCUGGUAUUGUGCCCAAGUCAUUCCUUUGUCAAAUUUCCUCGUGAAAAGGCCCAGUUGGGGAAGCAUGCCAGUGAAAAGCAAAAUUUUGUGGCAACUGAAAUAACCUCUAAACAGUCCAACUUUUGGGGGGACAAGGGAAUGAAGAAAUGGGUUUUUUGUGGAUCUGCUCUGUCUGCCGAAGAAAAGUAUCUUUUGGUCAAGUUUGCGGGCAUUUGUGGUGCGACUGUGACCAAGUUCUGGAAACCAAAUGUUACACAUGUGGUUGCUGCAACAGAUGCAAACGGUGCAUGCAGUAGGACAUUUAAAGUUCUCAAGGCAAUUUUGCACGGAAGAUGGAUCCUUAAGACUGACUGGAUAAAAGCAUGCAUGGAAGCUAUGCAUCCUGUGGAUGAAGAACCUUAUGAAGUUAGUCUUGACAAUCAUGGCCAUUGUGAUGGGCCAAAAACUGGCAGACUAAGAGCCUUGGGUAAUGUACCAAAGCUCUUCAAUGGCUUGGAUUUUUAUUUUAGCGGAGACUUUGAACCAGAUUACAAGGAAGACCUCCUAGAUUUGGUUAUUACUGCAGGAGGUACAGUAAAUGAAAUCAAGGAACAGUUAUUGGCACCAAGUCAUGAAGCCCAAGCAACUCCUUCAGUGUCUCUAGUUGUUUAUAACAAUGAAUGCAGACAGGAUGAUGAAGGUUCCAUUGUGUUCAAAAGACGAGGAGCGGCAGAAAAUUUGGCCCAUGAAAUUGGGUCCAAGGUCAUUGCGCACACAUGGCUAUUGGAGUCAAUGGCUGCACACGAGUUGCAGCCUCUUGCUUUCUGAUAAAGGAUUCUACUAUACAUAUUUUUUGGUUGUCAUUAGUGUCUAAUGACCAAGUUAAAUAUACACCGUUCUUACGAUGGAUUGUAAAGUCUAGACUGGGAUUACCAAUCUCAUAGAUGAAUAUUUCGGUUCGUUUUGUUUAGGGCCACCGAAUAUUUGUGCUACUUUCCAUGGAUUCAGAGUUACGUAAGAUGGAUUUUUGAUC